Chrysemys picta bellii (western painted turtle) is the source of this 3236-nucleotide messenger RNA. RefSeq names its product cytosolic phospholipase A2 beta. NCBI's taxonomy places the organism in Eukaryota, Metazoa, Chordata, Testudines, Emydidae. Gene Ontology annotation, molecular function: calcium-dependent phospholipid binding; calcium ion binding. Gene Ontology annotation, cellular component: cytosol. Gene Ontology annotation, biological process: glycerophospholipid catabolic process. The record is from RefSeq and is a predicted model, not a curated record.
AUGCCCACGUAUUCUACAUUGCUGCAGUCUAGAGGAAAGGUGAUGAAGGUCGUCAUCCUCAAGGAUGGGACGGGGUCUCCAAGCCAACCAGAUAUGAGAAGAUGGGUUGAAGAAACAUGCUUUGCAUUUGGAACAGAAGGUGGUGAGGUUUAUGAUGGUUCUUGGCUCCUGUGGGAGUUCCUUCCACAGUCUUGGAACAAUCCUCAAGAAAAUCCUAUCUCCUGUACAGAUGAGCUUUCUACUUAUUGUAAAGAGUUCCUGUGGGCCAGAGGAGUGGAGCUGUUAACUCUGCUCUUCAUCCCUGAGCGGGAGGCGCUCCCUGGAACCAUCCACAAAGUGAACUCAUUCGCCUCCUUCAAAACCCUCCGUAACACUUUCCUUUGCUGUGAGAUCUAUAAAAACUUGAGUGCUGAUGAGGCCAAGAUCAAAACCUCUCCCAACUGCCUGCUCUCUGUGAGAGUCAUCCGAGCCAGGAACAUCACCUCGAAAGACCUCUUCACUGUAUCUGAUUGCUACGUGAGCCUGUGGCUGCCAACAGCUUCAAAUAAAAAGGUCAAGACCAAAACCAUCAAGAAAACUGAUGACCCUGUCUGGAAUGAGACCUUUUACUUCAGGAUCCAGAAUGAGGUCAAGAAUAUCCUAGAAUUGACAGUGUAUGAUGAUGAUUCACUCACCAAAGAUGACGCACAAUUCACUGUUAUGUUUGAUGUUGCUAAAGUCAGGCCUGGAGAGGUAGCCUAUGAGAUAUUCUCUUUGAAAUCAGAGAAACAGGAGUCUCUGGAAGUAGAAUUCAAGAUGGAGAAAAUUCCUGGUCCUCCUGAGAAGCUCAUUACAAACGGUGUCCUAGUAUCUCGUGAAGUUUGCUGCUUAGAAGUUCAGGUGGACAAGGAGGAGAAUAAAAAGUAUUUGAAAGAGAAUAAAAAUGUUGUGCUUACGGUGGAUGCAUCAUAUGAAGGAACACAGAAAACCACUACGGACUCGGAUAUUUUCCGCUUUCACUGCAUAAAGAGUUGGGAGCCAAUACUAAAAGCCAGGCUGCAGUGUGUUUCAGAUACAGAAGAGAAUAAAGACAAUUCAGAUGACUCCUUAACAAUACCCUUGACAUUACUUGCUGUGGGACAGAAAGUGAAAGUAGGCCUUCCUGUAGAAAAGGGUACAAAGUUGGAGCUGCAGGUCCAAGUAAAUGAUUGCCCAGAGAGUCUAGAUGUGCGUUUAGGGUACAAUCUGUGUGAAGAGGAGCAAGAUUUCUUGCAGAAAAGGAAGAAGGUGGUUGCUAGUGCCUUGAAAAAGGUUCUUCAGCUGAGGAGAGAUCUGCAUGAGCAUGAGAUCCCAGUGAUAGCUGUCAUGGCAACAGGAGGAAGUGUCAGGGCAAUGUCAGCAAUGUAUGGCCACCUCUUAGGUCUCCAGAAGCUGAAUCUCUUGGACUGUGCUACCUAUCUCACUGGUACUUCUGGUUCAACAUGGACCAUGACCAACCUGUACAAAAAUGCCAACUGGUCACAGAAAACUCUGGAAGGGCCAAUCAGUCUAGCAAAGAAACAGGUGAUGAAGUGCAAGAUGAAUGUUAUUUCCAUGGAGCAUCUUAAAUAUUAUCACAAAGAGAUGAUUAAGAGGGCAAAAGGAGGACACAUCUCAUCUUUUACAGAGCUGUGGUCACUUGUUCAGGAAGCGUUUUUACAUGAUGAGCCAGAGGAGAGUAAACUCUCAGAUCAGCGCAAGGCUGUGGAUCAGGGUCAGAACCCCUUGCCUCUCUAUGCAAUCCUCAAUGUCAAAGCGGAACAAAUCAGCACUUUUAAAUUUAGAGAAUGGGUGGAGUUCUCACCUUACGAGGUGGGAUUCCAGAAAUACGGAGCCUUCAUUCGAUCAGAAAAUUUUGACAGUGAGUUCUUCAUGGGGAGGUUGGUGAAGAAACUCCCAGAGUCUCGGAUCUGCUUUCUGGAAGGUAUCUGGACUAAUGUUUUUACUCGGAAUUUGCUGGAUUGCUUAUACUGGUCCUCAAAUUCAGAUGAAUUCUGGGACCACUGGGCCAAAGACAUGGUAGAUAUGGGUAGAGAAAAUAAUGCUUCUGAUGACUCUUCCAUUGUCAUCAAGUCUCCAUGUUCCAUAUCAGGGAACCUUUGCGAAAUCUUUAAUGACAUUCUAACCACCCGCCCGCUACUGGAAGAGACUCAUAACUUCUUGAGAGGCCUAGAAUUUUACAAGGACUAUCUCCAACAGAGAGGAUUUAUUGAAUGGAAAGACACUGUGCUGGAUAUAUCCCCUAACAAACUGACUCCACGGGAGAAACAUCUUUGCCUAAUAGAUGUUGGCUAUUUCAUUAACACCAGUUGCCCACCGCUUCUCAAGCCAGAGAGGAACGUGGAUGUCAUCAUCUCACUUGAUUACUCGAUGGGCAAUAUGUUCCAGCAAUUAGAGAUGACAUACAGAUAUUGCAAAACACAAGGAAUCCCAUUCCCCAAAAUUGAGCUGAGUGAGGAAGACAAGAAGAAUCCCAAGGAAUGUUACGUGUUUUCAGAGGCAGAGAACCCCAGAGCUCCCACAGUGAUCCACUUCCCAUUGGUGAACAACACUUUCAAGGACUACAAGGAACCUGGGGUGAAGCGCAGUCCCUUGGAGAUGAAGGAUGGUGAUAUAAAUUUGACCAACAAAAACUCACCAUAUUAUUUUACAAAACUGGUGUACUCUGCUGAAGACUUUGACAAACUGGUAAAUCUGAGUAGCUACAACAUCCUCAAUAACAAAGACCUGAUUCUACAGUCCAUCCAGAGGGCUAUGGCAUGGAGGAGAACCAGCAUGAGUGGACGUUUACCCACCGGUUCUGAAGUUCAGUCUGCCUAGGCAGUAUUUCUGCAUCAUCUACCUGCUGUAGGUUACAGUGUUCUGCCAAUAUUUUACCAGAGGCACUGCUGGUUACCUAUUACAUUGUAUGAAGUGAUACGGCAUCUGUAUUUCUCAUCUUGUCCAUUUCAAAUUGUCUUAGCUGUAAACAAGUUUUAUUAAAAAAAUCCAGUUUUUGCAGCCAUACCAACCUCAGGCUGUGUUCUUAUAAGCUCCGAGGGUGGGGCCUGGUUAGUGGUUGAUAGGAGACCUCCCAGGAAAUCCUGGUGGUAGUUCAGUGAGUUACACUCUUCUCUCAGUGGCUGGGUCACUACAAAAAAAUAAUUUUCCCUCUGUUGAUAUUCACCCCUUCUUGUCAACUGUUGGGAAUGGGCCACAUCCACCCUAAUUGAAUUGGC